This is a messenger RNA of Dissoconium aciculare CBS 342.82, 435 nucleotides long. RefSeq lists its product as uncharacterized. The record is from RefSeq and is a predicted model, not a curated record. Lineage: Eukaryota; Fungi; Ascomycota; Dothideomycetes; Mycosphaerellales; Dissoconiaceae. Gene Ontology annotation, molecular function: protein phosphatase 1 binding; protein serine/threonine phosphatase inhibitor activity. The coding region runs from base 1 to 435 and encodes 144 amino acids. Gene Ontology annotation, cellular component: nucleus. The transcript has a single exon.
AUGUCCGCUGCGCCGCCUGCUGCUCACCGCUUACCCACAGCAGCCACGGCGCCCGCCAGUCACGGCAGUCAGACGGUACUACAAACACAAGAAAGACAGAAUGCGCCUUCUGGGACACUACGUCUGCGUGUGGAGCCAGGAGAGUCGCGUCACAUACAAUGGGCGGAGGAUGUGAUUGACAAUGAAGGCAUGGGCAAGAAAUCAUCCAAAGUUUGCUGCAUCUACCACAAAACCACCGAGCCGGGCGACAGUGAAUCCGAUUCCAGUUCCAGUUCGGAUAGUGAUAGCGACAGCGAACCGGACUUGAGCCGUGCACAAAGAGCUGGAGGCCGAGGGCGUGGCAAGAGAAGUGGCGAGGGGAAGGACAAGGAGCGCAAGCCCAGUCCAAACGCAUACGAGCGGCAACCAAAGAACAAGAGCAAGAGUGAUGGUUGA